CAGAGUUAAAGGCAUCAUCGUAGCCAUUAGAGGGAAAAGUUGAAGCAAUGCAAGCACAGCGGAGUCCUCCAGCCCUCCCCUUUUGCCCACUCCCCACUUCUCAGACUGGUUCAGUGUUUAGGGAGAGCAGUGAUCACGCAGUCCUGAGAAGCAGCAGGCUGACGUUGGACGAGCUGCCAGGUAUCUGAAAACAGGCAACGAAGAAUCAGAUAGUCACUUUUCACCGUUUCUAUUCAGGAUCUGGACUUACAGCUUCACAACGUUCAAGCCAGUCCAUUUUAUCUUCCGUGCAUCUCCAUACCCUCUCCCCAAAGACAAUCCACCCGCUGAGUAGGAGCAGAAUGCUUUCACUGUCGCAUCCAGAGAAACAACGCAGAGCAUUUUUAUAGAUUCGCACGGAUUUCUUCCAAGACAUUUUGGUAUCGGUUACCCUGAUGUGACUUUUCUUUUCGGCUUUGGAAUAAUGGGGAUCUUUUUGGCUUAUGUUGGAUUCAUUUUCUUUUCUGUUUUAUAUAUACAGCAAGGACUUUCUUCUCAAGCAAAAUUUACCGAGUUUCCUCGAAAUGUUACAGCAACUGAGGGGCAGAAUGUGGAAAUGUCAUGUGCUUUCCAGAGUGGUUCUGCCUCAGUUUACCUGGAGAUUCAGUGGUGGUUUUUGCGGGCAGCUGAGGACCAGGAGACUGGAGCAGAGGUGACAGGCACUCAGGUGGAGCUCUUACCAGAAAGAGACCUAGACAACGAUGGAACAAAAAUCAGCACAGUAAAAGUACAAGGGAAUGACAUCUCCCACAAGCUUCAGAUUUCCAAAGUAAGGAAAAAGGAUGAAGGCUUAUACGAGUGCCGGGUGACAGAUGCCAACUAUGGAGAUCUUCAAGAAUACAAGGCCCAAGCCUACCUUAAAGUCAAUGCAAACAGCCACUCUCGGAGAAUGCAGGCUUUUGAAGCCUCUCCCAUGUGGUUACAAGACAUGAAACCCCGAAAGAAUAUCUCUGCAGCCGUUCCCAGUAGCAUCCAUAAUUCUGCUAAUCAGCAAAUGCGCUCUACUUCCAGCCCUCAAGCUGCAGCCAAAAUCCCCAAACAAAGUCCACAAUCAGCAAAGAGCAAAUCGCCUGUAAAAUCUUCGGAGCGGACAGCAAAGUUGACCCUAAACUCCAACCAUCACUCUGCACCCAAUGUACUCUAAUUCUCUACACAAGGAGCACCUUCUUCAGGAAGUUAAAAAAAUAAAACAAAAAAAAUAAAAAAACACAAAAAGUUAAAAAAAAGAAGAGGAUUGCCCACGUUUUAUUAAUAAUAUUUUCUUUGGCAGACCACUGAGCUUUUAGUUCAAGAGGACUGGUGUGAAGUGGUAGGACAUUUUGUAACAGCAAGACUUCUUUUCCAUUUCUUCGGCAAGUAGAAGCACUGUAUCACUGACUGCUCAGGGGUUGGCCUGUAAGUCAUCAGUAUAAUAAUUGUUCGCUGCGGAUAUCCUUGAUUUCCACUAGGUAACACCAUUUCUCCACUGGAGGCAAACAGAGACCAAAAAUAAAUAAACGAAAUACUACAGCAUAUCCUCAAACAUCAGUCAAAACCUGCCUUUUGGGGAAGGAACAAAAAUAUUGACAUGACAAGUCAAUGUGUAGAACAUUAACUUAAGGCAGAAAAAAAAAAA
Messenger RNA from Phascolarctos cinereus (koala), 1654 nucleotides. RefSeq names its product V-set and transmembrane domain containing 2A (gene VSTM2A). Gene Ontology annotation, cellular component: membrane. The record is from RefSeq and is a predicted model, not a curated record. NCBI's taxonomy places the organism in Eukaryota, Metazoa, Chordata, Mammalia, Diprotodontia, Phascolarctidae.